AUGGCCUUGUUAUCUGAUAGUUAAUCUGUUGCUGGAACAUCCUGGCUGUAUAUUAGGUUUUAGUUAUUUUGCUGUAAACUAAAUGUCUCUAUUUAGGUUUUCAGAUAAAUCUCCUAGGGAGAGAGAACGGGGGCCUACAGCCAGAGGUGAGAAAUUCACUCUGUAAUAAAUUAUUUUCAACUCAAACACAGGAAUAGUCAGACUAUAAUCAAGUCUGUCUUAUUUCCAGUGAUACCCAAUAAUUGUUGAUCUUGUUUGAUUUCCAGGAGGAAGAAAUGCAAGGAGAGGUCACCCCAAAUCAAAUGCUGAUUCACGGGGUGAGUUUGAAUGCUUUAUACUGUGUACCAGCAGCUGAAUCAUUUAAAUCCUCAGUGUUGAAAUCCUAAGUACAAGCUACCAAUCAGCCAAUGAUGAAGGAACUAUUCUGAUGUUUUCCUUGGCUUUGCUUGUUUUCAUCUCCAGGUCAGCAGCUGUGGGGCAAAGACAAUGGGGGUAGAAACGUUCCAGUGGUCAGCAGUAAAGCCAAGGGCAAGGACCGGCUGACUGGGAGGGCCACGAGGUGAGUAGCAGCAUAUUUAAUCAUAACAGCAGCCCGUGUUGAUUGAAGGAAACCACACACCUAGCCUGACUGUAUGGAAAACACACUGGGGCUUACUCUAAAGAGCACAACGUGUCAAAUGACCAAAAACAGCUCAUUCACUUUUGCACUCUUCUGUUCUAUUUCAAAAAGCCCACUGUUCCAACUUUUUGUGCUGAAGCCAUUGGUGAGGCUAGACUGCUUUUAGGUUCUGUUAGCGGUGCUUGAGAGGCAGGUAUUGGUGGCUGUGCGGUCCUCUGUGAGAUUGAGCCGGCCAGGGGAAAGCGCAAUCAGGUCUGUCCAGGCAGAGUGGUCCCUGGCCUCAGUUGCCUGUUAUUAGGUUUCGCUGCUGGUGCUAAUGGGAAAAGAGCAGAGCGUGAAGAGAACUGCUCAGACCAGCCUACACCUUUCUAUCUAGAACUUAAAAGGGUUCUUCGGCUGUCCCCAUAGGAUAACACUUUGAAGAACCCUUGUUGGUUCCAGGUAGAACCCUUUUGGUUCCAAGUAGAACCAUUUUGGUUUCCAGGUAAAACCCUUUCCACAGAGGGUUCUACAUGGAACCCAAAAUGGUUUUAGCUGGAAUAGAAAAGGAUACUUUGAAGAAUAUAGACCACUCAUUCUGAAUGUUUCUAAUAAUUAUUUUUAUAUUUCAGAUGGGACGCCAACGAGGAUGGGGAGGAUUUGCAGGUGAGAGGUCUAAACUGAAUGCUUUGCACUGACGAUAUAGCUGUGCUUUGGUGAAAAAAUGGCUGUGCUUGGGCUCAACAAAGACAUCUCUGUCUUCUUCAUCAUAUUACCAAUGGAAUUUUCUUUUUUUUCCUUCAGGCCUCUAAGACUAGUUUGGAGGAAUUUUUAGAAGAGCUUGAUGCUUUGGCUGACCCUGACAUAGAUGACUCCACUGCAGAAACUCCAGAGGUCAAAGAUGGUGACCUCAAAAUGGAGUCUUCGCCGACCCUGGAAGUGGUGAAUACCAAGGAAGUGAGUGGAAGCGUCAGUCCUCAGGCCCCAGCCGACACCCCAGAGGUCGGGACACCCAGACAGGGGAAGGCUGAGGCCUCAUCCCCUCAAGCUACAGAGAAGAAGGUCCGCUUCUCAGAGGAGCUCAUCAAGGGGCCCGGGGCCUACGAGAAGCCCAGUACUGGAGCCCAGAACUCUGCCUGCUCAGAAACCAAGGGCAUCAGCGUGUUAAAAGUUGCCUCCCCCAGCAAAAACGGCCAUCAAUUGGAGGAGCAGAGGCAGUCCCCCGAGGACCACCAGGAGGAUGCUGGUAAUGUCCUGGACUGGGGGGAUCAGCCCGCUGCAGCUGACCAGGCACAGAGCUCAUCUGAUGGGCAGCGACAGGGUCAGGAGGGCCCUCCGUUUCUUGAUGCCUCCAAAACAGAAUGUGCUGAAAUCGGCCAUGACGGUGUGCUCAGCCUUAUUCUUCCCAUUUCACAUAGCGAUGUCAAAGACCCUGCCCCUCCACAGGAGAAUGCUGUCCAGCCUUUAGAGCACGCCAAGAGCAAUACAGGUAGGCAAUGGUUUUGUUCGUGGUUAGUCCCUAUCAAAUAGGUACAGUGUACAGUCGUGAUCAAACGUUUUGAGAAUGACACAAAUACACAUUUUCACAAAGUCUGCUGCCUCAGUUUUGAUGAUGGCAAUUUGCAUAUACUCCAGAAUGUCAUGAAGAGUGAUCAGAUGAAUUGCAAUUAUUUGCAAAGUCCCUCUUUGCCAUGAAAAUGAACUUAAUCCCCAAAAACAUUUCCACUGCAUUUCAGCCCUGCCACAAAAGGACCAGCUGCCAUCAUGUCAGUGAUUCUCUCGUUAACACAGGUGAGAGUGUUGAUGAGGACAAGGCUGGAGAUCACUCUGUCAUGCUGAUUGUGUUAGAAUAGACUGGAAGCUUUAAAAGGAGGGUGGUGCUUGAAAUAAUUGUUCUUCCUCUGUUAACCAUGGUUACCUGCAAGGAAACACGUGCCGUCAUCAUUGCUUUGCACAAAAAGGGCUUCACAGGCAAGGAUAUUGCUGCUAGUAAGAUUGCACCUAAAUCAACCAUUUAUCGGAUCAUCAAGAACUUCAAGGAGAGAGGUUCAAUUGUUGUGAAGAAGGCGUCAGGGUGCCCAAGAAAGUCCAGCAAGUGCCAGGACCGUCUCCUAAAGCUGUGGGAUCGGGGCACCACCAGUGCAGAGCUUGCUCAGGAAUGGCAGCAGGCAGGUGUGAGUGCAUGUACACGCACAGUGAGGCGAAGACUUUUGGAGGAUGGCCUGGUGUCAAGAAGGGCAGCAAAGAAGCCACUUCUCUCCAGGAAAAACAUCAGGGACAGACUGAUAUUCUGCAAAAGGUACAGGGAUUGGACUGCUGAGGACUGGGGUAAAGUCAUUUUCUCUGAUGAAUCCCCUUUCCGAUUGUUUGGGGCAUCCGGAAAACACCUUGUCCGGAGAAGACAAGGUGAGCGCUACCAUCAGUCCUGUGUCAUGCCAACAGUAAAGUAUCCUGAGACCAUUCAUGUGUGGGGUUGCUUCUCAGCCAAGGGAGUGGGCUCACUCACAAUUUUGCCUAAGAACACAUCCAUGAAUAAAGAAUGGAACCAACACAUCCUCCGAGAGCAACUUCUCCCAACCAUCCAAGAACAGUUUGGUGACGACCAAUGCCUUUUCCAGCAUGAUGGAGCACCUUGCCAUAAGGCAAAACAUCGAAAUUUUGGGUCCAUGGCCAGGAAACUCCCCAGACCUUAAUCCCAUUGAGAACUUGUGGUCAAUCCUCAAGAGGUGGGUGGACAAACAAAACCCCACAAAUUCUGACAAACUCCAAGCAUUGAUUAUGCAAGAAUGGGCUGCCAUCAGUCAGGAAGUGGCCCAGAAGUUAAUUGACAGCAUGCCAGGGCGGAUUGCAGAGGUCUUGAAAAAGAAGGGUCAACACUGCAAAUAUUGACUCUUUGCAUAAACUUAAUGUAAUUGUCAAUAAAAGCCUUUGACACUUAUGGAAUGCUUGUAAUUAUACUUCAGUAUACCAUAGUAACAUCUGACAAAAAUAUCUCAUAACACUGAAGCAGCGAACUUUGUGAAGACCAAUACUUGUGUCAUUCUCAAAACGUUUGACCACGACUGUAUAGCUAUCACUAUGAUGUAAUGUAAAUAAUGCUUGGUUCCCUUCACAGAGGAGCUGAUUGACUCCAGUCUGUCUGUUCUCAGCCUGGAGUCAGGAGAGACUCACCCAACCCACACCACCAGUACCGAUAAGGUCAGUAUGGACUGAGAGAAUAAGAAUGAAACUGGAUGGAUGGAAAUGAGUGCAUGACUCAUCUGCAUUGUAGUCUGGACUGCGAGAGGGAGAGAAUGAGAGAAAGAAACUGUGGAUGGAUAGAAACGGAGAUGAGUGUAUGAUUCAUCAUCACUUCAAAAUUGGGAUUUUUGAUUGCUGCAUGAGUGCAUUCCCUAUGCGCUUAUAGUGUUCAAGUUGAUUUGGAAUAGCCAAGAGAGACCAUGCAUGUUCAGAACCAUUGUAGCAGUGUGAAAAUUCAUUACCAACCGCUGUAGCAGGAUGAUAAUGCCUUACCAACCACAAAUAUAAGUACUGUAUGCCUACCUUUUGAGUAAAAACAAUAAUGUACUUUUACACCUAUUAUUUUAAACCACAUUGUUUAACCCCUUUUUCAUUGAUUUGUUUCAUAGGCAAGAGAAAAUGGGAAGAUUGUUUGAAGGACUUUUGA
Molecule: messenger RNA, 4265 nt
Organism: Coregonus sp. 'balchen'
Lineage: Eukaryota; Metazoa; Chordata; Actinopteri; Salmoniformes; Salmonidae
Source: the annotation of a GenBank genome assembly